Molecule: messenger RNA, 1278 nt
Organism: Venturia canescens
Lineage: Eukaryota; Metazoa; Arthropoda; Insecta; Hymenoptera; Ichneumonidae
Gene: Ho
Product: Heme oxygenase
Exons: 3
Coding region: 269-1012 (247 amino acids)
Biological process (GO): heme oxidation; heme catabolic process; response to oxidative stress
Molecular function (GO): heme oxygenase (decyclizing) activity; heme binding
Source: RefSeq, a predicted model, not a curated record
CACCAUUGAACUCUACAAUAUUUAUAUUUCAAUGAUUGUACUUGCAAUUUGUAAACCCAUUGGUUUGAGCAGUGUUUGAGGUUCGAAGUAUUCUCGCAACUCGUGUGGCCAAUGUAUAAUGAAAAUUGUUAACGUUUCAUCUUGUAAUUCUCGACAACCCCAAUUUGUUUAUUCUCCAAAUCAACUGAGCAAAUAAUGGUGUAGUAAAAGUAAAAAAGUUUGCGAUUACGGAAUUCGAAGGCCCGGAUAAUCCUUCCACGAUUCCACGAUGUCAGAUACAGAGGGAGACAAUUUUUCCAAAAAAAUGCGUAAAGCAACGAGAGAAAUACACGCAGUUAGUGAUGCAUUGGUCAACGCUAAAUUAGCUUUUGGUUUUCAUGACGAUAAAGUUUGGGCCGAUGGGUUGUUAGUAUUUUACGAAAUAUUUCGAUAUUUAGAGGGCGCCAUGGACAGAUUAAAAAGUACGAAAAUCGGACUUUUGAAUUUGGCUGGGCUCAGCAGAACGGAAGCUUUCGAACAAGACUUAAAUCAUUACCUAGGCAAGGGUUGGAUGAAAAAUUAUGUGCCAAGGGAGAGCGUAGCAAAGUAUUUGAUGCGUUUGCGUGAGGUCGAGGACACAGAUCCGACCUUGUUGAUGGCAUACAUAUACCACUUGUAUAUGGGUCUAUUAAGCGGUGGAAUGAUAUUACGAAAAAAGAGGCAACUGAUGAGAAAAAUAAGCCCGUUCAAGGAAGAAAAUGUGACUGAAGGAGAUCGAAUAACGGAUUUCGGUGAGAGAAGUAUUUACGAGUUGAAGUCCGAGAUGCGAACGAAGAUGAACGGGAUUGCGGAAAGUCUUGACGAGGAUACGCGAAACAAAUUAAUCGAAGAGAGCAAAACCGUUUACGCACUCAACAAUGAAAUAAUAAGAAGCGUUCGUGGCGCGGGUCUUGUGAUACUCAAAAAAUUAAUUUACUUCGUUCUCUUACUUCUCAUAAUAAUGUACAUUUUUAUCGUCAUUUUCAAGAAAUAGAUUCAUUUUUCAAAAUGUAUCUCGUCUAAAAACUGUAUAUAACUAAAAAAGAAUUAAUUUUCAAUUAAUAACUCGUAAUUUAUAAUUAUAUCAUCAAGCGAUUAUACUGAUUCAAUAAUAGCUCGAUUAUGCUAGUAAUUAUUCAGUCUCUCGUUACUGGUUGACUAAUUAUUAAUUACGGGCUAUUGACUCAUUAUUUAUUAUUAUCAUAGAUUAAUUAUAAUAAUUAUUAUCAAUCAACAAUAAAGAUAGGAACGACAUGUGAA